Molecule: messenger RNA, 4967 nt
Organism: Pararge aegeria (speckled wood butterfly)
Lineage: Eukaryota; Metazoa; Arthropoda; Insecta; Lepidoptera; Nymphalidae
Product: protein tramtrack, alpha isoform-like
Exons: 3
Coding region: 496-2004 (502 amino acids)
Biological process (GO): regulation of transcription by RNA polymerase II
Cellular component (GO): nucleus
Molecular function (GO): protein binding
Source: RefSeq, a predicted model, not a curated record
UGCAUGAGAGGAAAUCAAUAAAUUUCAAUAAAUCAAUAUUUUACCGUGCACCCUGCGCUGAAUAUAUCCGCUGCCGCCAUUUCGAUGAUGACGACGUAUUUUUUGUGAGAGAUAUUCGAGUAGCGGAGCGACUCGGUUACGCCGCGCGGGGUUGCGGGGCUGCGGCCGUCAGUCGUCGGGUGAGCGGGGUGCGACGUAAACGCGGUCUCGGACUAUGGCGGAAGGGCUGAUCCUCAUUCCCAUAAAAGGGUCGAGUUGAUCGUGGUGCAGAUACGUGUGAUCUCCCUGCGCCCGUCAAGCGGAUGCACUAGCACUAUGAAAGAUAUUAAAGAUGGCUUCUAAGUAAAUAUUAUACAUUGUUAAAGAUUUGUUGUAUUGUUCAUGGAAUACGAGAGAAAACUUAUGUAUACAUCAUUGAAAUAUUGUUGAUACGUUAGCUUUUAAGCCAGGACUGGUAUUGAUCAUAUCUUCCAAAGAAGGAAAUAUAUUGUAAAGAUGGCGACGCAAAGAUUUUGUUUAAGGUGGAACAACCACCAAACCAAUAUGUUGUCAGUGUUUGAUCAGCUACUACACGCAGAAACAUUCACUGAUGUAACGCUGGCCGUCGAAGGUCAGUUGCUUAAAGCACAUAAGAUGGUUUUGUCGGCUUGCAGUCCUUACUUCCAAGCCUUAUUUGUUAAUCAUCAAGAAAAACAUCCAAUUGUUAUAUUGAAGGAUGUUCCUUACUCUGAUAUGAAAAGCUUGUUAGACUUCAUGUACAGAGGUGAAGUCAGCGUCGAUCAGGAGCGACUGACGGCAUUCCUCAAAGUAGCUGAAAGCUUAAGGAUAAAAGGACUCACUGAAGUCAAUGAAGAAAAAUGCGAUAUUCCCGCAUUGACGAACUCGCUAAUACAACAACAGCAGACCAAUACAUCGGCGCACACUCCUCCGCCACAGUUACAUAGAAUACACCCGUAUAUGCAUCAAAAGAGGCCUGCGUCAGGUAUUCCAAGUGGAGGGGCACCUCCUAAUUUACUUAUGCCUCUAUUGGGCAACGCUUUAAUGCAACCAAAACGGAAACGAGGACGACCCAGAAAACUGAGUGGAAGCUCUAGUGAUGCCCUUAAUACAGCCGCCAGUCCACCGGGUGAAUUUAUACCGGAAUCCGCGUCGCAUGCAUCUUCAAAUCGGGCGGGAGAUCAACUGAUUCGUGGCUCACCAGAAAUGCUAGAAGUUAAGAUGUCAAUGGAUGGAUUCAAUGCAGAAGAUGGAGCUACAUCCGGCGGAGAAGAUGGGGGGGAGGCGUUAAUGAUCGACGAGGGAGAUGAUGCCCAGUCAAAUGAGGCUCUGACAUCGGGCAAAGAUUCGGAAUCAGCAGGUCGUGGUACGCCUGAUUUUGAGAAUAGAGACAUUAAAUAUGUGCAAUCACCCACAACCGAUGGCCAAGGAAAAAUUCGUAUAAAUCCUUCAACACAAUCCGCAUCCACCUCGAAUGAAUAUCAUAACGAUUCCAUUAAUAAUAACACGUUACCAACAGGAGGACAAAUGCAAAGACCGGCAGUGAGAAGGCGUAUAAGGAGAAGAGCAAACUCUGCGUCCAAUGACCCUGCGGAACAGUUAACAGAAAUGUCAGUCCGGGGCUUGAAUUUAUUCAGAUACGCAUCCGUGAACGAAGGCGUAUACCAAUGCACGGAAUGUGCGAAAGAAAACAUACAGAAAACUUUCAAAAACAAAUAUUCAUUCCAGAGGCACGCUUUCCUCUAUCACGAAGGGCAACAAAGGAAAGUAUUUCCAUGUCCGGUCUGCUGCAAAGAAUUCUCUAGGCCUGACAAAAUGAAGAACCAUAUGAAGACAACACACGACUAUUACGUUCCCAAGGACUGUGUCUAUCCACCGAAUGCCUUCUUUAUGUUACCUGGCAUUGAAGGUCAAUUACCCCCAGGGAUAAAAUUAGAGGCGGUAGGAUCAGGAUCGCCUCAUGGCUCAACACCAUCACAUUCUUCCCCUGAUCCUGCACAAGCUUAAGUAAAUCGUUGUGACAAGUAUUAUGGAUUCCAUAUUAUUAUCAUUAUCGUUAUGAAUCGUUAAUAUAGUGCCUUGAAAAAACGCCUUUAUAUUAUAGGUAUUCUUGAAAAUAAUAAUCUUUAGAAUUAGAAGUUCAGAGUUCAAUAGGCAUAGUAUUUGUUCUAUUUUUGGAGUGAAAUUUUAAUGUACACUUUUAUUGUAAGUAUUUCCAAUGAUACUGUUAUGCAUUUAAUAUCUAAUGUUUGUUACAUAGAGCUCAUUGUUUUUACUUGUAAAAAGUAUGGUUGUGCAAAUAUUAGACAAUAAUUUACACAAUUUAAUAGAGGCCAGUUACGCAACUACUACGGCGUAUUAAAUUUUAUUUGUUACAUUUACUAGCAUUAUUAGGUACUAUGCAAGUCUGAAAUGUGCCUUCCGAUCGUUUUCUACUCUAGACUUUUUAAACCUGUUGUUCAAAUUUCCCUUUGAUAAACUUUUACUUGAAAAGAUAUCGCAAGACACCGACCAAAGACUGUAGUUAACAUUUAUUUGUCUUCGCAAUACAUUUAAAAAAAAAAAAAAAUGAUGAUAUUAAAUACGUUCUAUAGCUUCAUCAUGCCAACAGGAUUUAAGUACUGCAAUGAUUCUAUAAUAUUUUCUUGUCUAACCAAUCUUCGAUUUUGCGUAGGUUGUAUAUAAAUUGCAACAACCAGAAGAGAAUUUCAAAAUAAUUAUAAAGAUAAGUGAAAAUAUUAUAUAUUAUUAGUAAAUAUCAAAUAUUUCUUAUUGAAGACUUUAUAUAGUUAUAUUAAUUAACUGUUUCAAUUUUAGUGAGCCUAUUGUUACGAUACAUAUUUAAAUUGUUAUAAUCGACAUAAAUAGUUAAAGUUAUAGAUCAAUAAAUAAGCUUACGUAAAAUCUAUUAGUGCCAUAGCGCAUAUGUUAAUGUUGUGUAAAAUAAAGUGUCCAUCUAUCAUUUUAGGACUUAAGGUAAAGUAGGUUCUAGGUCGCCUAGAAGACGAGAAACGACAAUCAGCAGUUCUUCCAUUGAUAAGGAAAAUAAUUUGAUAGAUUUAUAUAAAUAAUCUCCACGGAUAUAUUGAUAAGUUCUCGUUUUAAAAAGUUAUUAUUGUAAGUUUUUCUAUAAAAAGAGUUUUGAUAACAAAAGCAAUUUUUUUAUUAAAUAUGUAGAAUAUAUUAUUAUCAUACCCUAGAUUUUUAGAUUUAUCUACUUAAAAUAUUAUUGAGUUUGUGUUUAAAUUUAGCGCACAAUUUUAAGUUUAUUUAAGGUUGAUAGGUUCAAGUUUCUGUAUAUAAUUAAGGAUAGACUUGGAUCUUUAUAGAUUUUAUAAUUGCCGAUAAGGUAUUAACAAUUAUAGUGUGAUUUUAGAUAGAUAUGCCAGCGCCAGUCAAUCGCACAAAUUAGCCAUUCGAUAGCGUUGUAUAGUUUGUUCGUCCGUUUGCGCGCUGCCGAAACAGUUUCAUUUGCUGUAAAUCUCAGUUCACAAAUUCCUUAUGUAUAAGCGAGACAGCUUAUAUAAUAAAACAAAAUAACUACUAUUGUCUUGCUGUCAGAAGUCCAAAGCCCACCGCAAAAACUAGCUAUGUCUGUUAGCACAAAAGUAGAUUUAGAAAAAUUUACUCACUCUAACAGUAUCGAAGUUUAAUAUCUGUCAUACUGACGACGAACCCUUUCGACGCGUUUAGAUGGUAACAUUUUAUGAAUUCCUUUUUACUAUUUCUACCCUUAUCAAUCAUCGUUCGAGAUUGAAAAUUUUUAAUGUAAUUGAAUUAAAAUAUUUACAGCUAGUUUUUGAAAGCACUUUCACUCUUUCUCAAACUAAAUUCGGUGACAUCUAUUUAUUGGCUUAUUAACGCAAAUGAUCAAUGGUUCUUAUCUUGUUCCAAACUAGCCGAUAAAAUGCAACUGCUAAACUCGUUUUAUACUUAAUAGCAGGUAAAUCUAUAAGCGUUUCUAAAAUAAAUAAAUAAAUAUUGUGUACAUAACCCAUUAAAGUAUUUUACCAUCUUUGGCCCUGUCUCGGCAACGCAGAAAACGCUUCUUCAUGGGAAAUCUCUCACGAAGUUUCUUUCUUUUCCAUUCCUGUUAGAACACUUUUUUCGAUUUGAGUUUUUUUUUUUGAGUAACACGUUAUUUAUAUUUUUAUUUUCUUUCUUUUUGUAGUAUUUUGUUUUGUGAUAUUAGUGCUAACUAAGUUAGCAACAUGUUCAUUGUUGUAUCUUACUUUUCCUUUCAACCAUGUGCUGCCAGGCAGCCUUUAUAUAAAUAUAGAUUAUAUACAAAUAAUUGUUUUCAUUUAGUAUUAUGGUCACGAUACACGUGUCUCUUUAUUUAAUUUAAGAAUUGGCGAUGGUACUAUAGUAUUGACCAAAUAUCGCUGCAGACUGCGUCAUAAAACGUAAGAAAGGUGUAGCGAAUGUUUCGAACUCUCUCGCCUUCAUGAGCGAUAUAUAUAUAAAUACAUGCUAAAAUAAAUAAAAUAUAUUAAGUUCUUAGGGUUUGCACUGGCCUUCUAUGAUUUACUGCUUAAUCUGCAACGUAAUUCAGUCAAUACCAUACCAUAAAAGACCAAUUUUAUAUUUUAAGUCUGUAGUGUUUUUGAGUUGUAAAAUAAUUAGUCGAUCAUUUUUCCUCAUAUAAUAUGACAUCUGUUUUAUAGUUUUUCUUUUCAUUAUUUUUGUGUACUAGAAUUUUUAUUGAGUUUAUUAUCGACAGAGAUUUCUUAAGUGUCUUAUUUAAUUGUUUAACAAUUGACGGCGAUUUUAGGUGCCUUUUGUAUUUUCAUUCGUGGAUAUAUCGUUUACAUUAUAAACUAUUGAGAUUUUGUUUUAAUUCAUUUUCAUCAAAAUUUUAUCUGGAUAAACAGUAACCGUCUGAGGUUUUUAGAAACCCAAUAUUUAUUCAACUUAAAAAAAACAACAUGUAAUCUAGGAGUUGUCUAAAUGUUUUAAAUUAUUUUUAU